This is a messenger RNA of Mytilinidion resinicola, 954 nucleotides long. RefSeq names its product FAD/NAD(P)-binding domain-containing protein. The record is from RefSeq and is a predicted model, not a curated record. The coding region runs from base 1 to 954 and encodes 317 amino acids. NCBI's taxonomy places the organism in Eukaryota, Fungi, Ascomycota, Dothideomycetes, Mytilinidiales, Mytilinidiaceae. The transcript has 2 exons. Gene Ontology annotation, molecular function: oxidoreductase activity.
AUGGCACUGACAACAGACGUCCUGAUCAUUGGCGGCGGUCCAGCCGGCCUCUCUGCCGCGCUCACGUUGGCGCGACAAGCACACACGGUCAAGAUACUCGACAGCGGUGUCUAUCGCAAUCAGGACGCCGACUAUAUGCACAUGCUCCCAGGCUUUGACCACGUCGAUCCGGUCAAGUUUCGUGGCACUGCAGUGGAAAAUAUCCUCUCUCGCUACGACUCGGUAUCACUACACAGUGUCACAAUAGCAACAGUCAAGAAGACUGAGGAGGGGCAUUUUGAAGCUACGGAUAGUGAUGGCAAAAUUUGGACUGGAAGGAAAUUGAUUUUAGCUACCGGAGUCGAAGAUAUCUACCCAGAUAUCGAGGGAUAUGCCGACUGCUGGGGUACCGGAAUCUUUCAUUGCUUAUUUUGCAAAGGCUAUGAAGAACGCGAAUGCGCUUCUUCUGGUGUCCUCGCAAUCGGAGGCCUCAGCAAUGUCCCAUUUGGUCUCCAUGUGGCCCGACAAGCGACUUCUCUCAGUACAUCCGUGACAAUAUAUACGAACGGCGCGGAGGAGCUUUCUAUCAGCUUACAAUCGGCUUUUGGGGAUGCCGGCAGGAUGAAGUCCGAUUCACGGAAGAUCAAGUCAUUCAAGAAAGGUUCCAAGAACGCUGAAGUCACGAUCGAAUUCGAGGAUGGCUCCGAAGUUACUGAGGGCUUCUUGGCUCAUGCGCCUCCGACAAAACUAAAAGGUCCAUUCGCAGAGCAAUUGGGGAUUGCUAUGCAAGGUAACGACAUUAAGGCCGGCCCACCUUUCUACCAGACGAGUGUGCAGGGUGUUUUUACAGCGGGAGACAACUGUCUUCCCAUGAAAAAUAUCCCGCUUGCAAUCUCAGUUGGAUCUUUAGCGGGGAUGGGUGCUUCUACGCAGGUCAUCGCGGAGCGGCUUGGCCAAAAAUCUAUGUUUGGCUAA